Molecule: messenger RNA, 4627 nt
Organism: Caretta caretta (loggerhead turtle)
Lineage: Eukaryota; Metazoa; Chordata; Testudines; Cheloniidae
Gene: ELOVL3
Product: ELOVL fatty acid elongase 3
Biological process (GO): fatty acid elongation, monounsaturated fatty acid; fatty acid elongation, polyunsaturated fatty acid; very long-chain fatty acid biosynthetic process
Cellular component (GO): endoplasmic reticulum membrane
Molecular function (GO): fatty acid elongase activity
Source: RefSeq, a predicted model, not a curated record
GCUGAGCUGGCGGCGGGAGCGCGUCACCUGCAGCCUGGCUGCGGCCGGCGGCUCCUUCUCUUCCCGCGCCGGCCUCCCUCUGCAGGGCCCGGUGCGACCUGCCCCGGCCCCGACCCCCCUGUUCCUGCAGGCCCCGGCAGGCCCCGGCCCGCCCCGGCCCCGAGCCUCUCCAGCAUGGAGCUGCUGGGCGCCAACCUGUCCGCGCUGCGCCGCCCGCAGGAGUACGACUUCGAGCGGCGCUUCGACGAGCUGCAGGCGAUCCAGUGGAUGCGGGAGAACUGGCGUAAAUCUUUCUCCUUCGCCUUGGCUUACGUGCUGCUGAUCUUUGGAGGCCAGCAUGUCAUGAAGCAGCGGAGAGGGUACGACCUGCGCAAGCCACUGGUCCUGUGGUCACUCAGCCUGGCCCUGUUCAGUAUCAUCGGUACCCUGAGGACAUGGGGGUACAUGGGAUUUGUCCUCUCCACCAGUGGAUUUAAGCGAUCUGUGUGUGAUCCAGGCUUCUAUAAUGGCCCCGUCAGCAAGUUCUGGGCAUAUAUGUUUGUCUUAAGCAAAGUACCGGAAUUGGGUGACACGGUGUUCAUCAUUCUCCGGAAGCAACGGCUCAUCUUCCUGCAUUGGUACCACCACGUCACAGUGCUGCUCUACACCUGGUAUGCCUAUAAGGACAUGGUAGCCGGUGGCGGCUGGUUCAUGACCAUGAAUUACGGUGUCCACGCCUUCAUGUACUCCUACUACACAGUGCGGGCAGCGGGCUUGAGGGUGCCACGCCCAUUUGCCAUGGUGAUCACCGUUACCCAGAUCCUGCAGAUGGUGAUGGGCACAGCAGUGAGCAUCAUGGCAUACUCCUGGAUGCAGGAUGGCAUCUGCUCAACCUCCUGGGAACAAUUCUUCUGGUCGUCCAUAAUGUAUCUCAGCUACCUGGUGCUCUUCUGUCACUUCUUCUGCGAGGCAUACUUUAAGGGGAGGGGCAAAACAAAAGGGGACUAACACUAGUGGGAGGAGUGUUGCUGGGACUCCUGCUCCCUAGGCUGUUGGCUCUCCAGCGCAUUACAGGCCUGGUGUGAUGAAGCUGGGGGGGAAGAAAUUGAUUGCUACCAGUGCUUCUGCUGUUGGACCUAUGAAGAGGCAUCAGUAUCUGCCUCAGAGGAGGCUGCUCCCUGGGCCUUCCAGCCAAAGCCUGAGUGCUCUUUGCUCUGCAGUCUUUAGAGGGAUGGGGGAAGAGAACUGGAGAGGCUGUGAAUGCCAGAGAGAAAGGGUUGGAGGAGUAUCAAGAACCCAUCACUAAAUUUCAGGUUCUCCCUCUUCUGUCCUGCCAAUCCAUCCUCCCCCACCACCCCCCAGGUUGUGUUGUGCGUCUCUUGCACAGAGCUAAUCUUCCCUUCUGUUCUCAAAGGCCAAACUUUCUUAAGGGUGAGGAGUGUCUGCUCCCUGGCAUGAGCUUCACACACAAGGGGUGGUUGCAUGCCUGUUGCCCAAUGGCUGGCCAUACCGGUUCUGCAGGAGAGGUUUGGGAGCCCAAGAUUGGGUGCUAUUGCCAGCUAGAGGGAGACCCUUGAAUUCAACAACUUGCUGGGGCAGGAGAUGGCAAUGGUGGCUGCACUGAAUGGGAAAAGUACCUAAAUCUUUAUCGCCUGGCCAGUUCCUUGCAGGAGAUAGAGGGGAGGUUUCAGUAACAACUGGGAAGCCUUGGUUGUCCUGAUUGGCUUAGAGUCCAGGGGGCUUGAACUAAGGGGUUGAAAGCUCACAGGUACUGACCUUAUAUUAAGGGUUCUCCUGCUCCCCCAAGCUAGCUGACUUGACUUGGCAUUUCAUUUUUCUCUUGCAUGACAAGAAUUCUCCUCUUUUCUGGGUUAGAACUGUGAACCCCAACUGGGCAAGAGGGCAAAGGGACAGUCCCCAGCUGACCCAGUACAUAUCUAGACUGCCUAGCUAGGGCAGAAUGAAGAUCCUCCCGACUCUCCCAUGUGCUAAUUGCAGGAAAUGAAAAGCCCUGGGACCUGCUGCUAAAAGCCAGAGGCCAGAGCUCCAAGUAACUAGCUCAAAAAUUGAUCUCACCCCAGUGAUGGUCUCACUUAACUCCUCAUGAUGCUCACUUUGGUAUGAACAUGUGUGCCUGGGCUGCUUGCCUAGAUGUUCCCCCUCUGACAUCCUGCCACUUGUGAUUACCUCAACUUUUAAUAGCGGAUGGGCAAAGAUGGUGUUUAAAUCUGGCUUUGUGAUCCUGGAGCCGAAAUACCAAUGCCCCACAUGAGACUGGAAGGGUUGUCCCCAAACUGGACCUUGGAGUUAAUGUACACUGGCUGCACUUUUAAAAACCUUCUUUUCGCAUUGUGAGUACAGGGAACUGCUCCGAUUGGAAUACUGGUAGAGCUGCUAAUCUCAGUGGGCCAAUUUAAAGCUCCUGAUGCUUUAUUAAUUGAGGUCUGUGUGCAGGCCUGGGUACCAGCCCCAGUUCUAACAGAUUCUCUCUGUGGCCUUUAGCAAAUCAUUUCACCAUGUUGUGCCUCAGUUUCCCCACCUGUAAAAUGGGGAACGAUACUGACCUACCUCCCAUGGGGUUUGAGGCUUACUGUCUGUAAAGUGUUCUGAAGACUAACAUUGCGCAAAGACUUGUCACUGUGUAAUGCAGCCCCUCCUCCUAGCCCCCAACUUCCAUCGCAGGAAUUGCCUCUUCUAGUCAAAGCACCUGUCUGUUUCAGGCAGCUGUGCCACUGGAGGAGGCUGAAGCCCUGAUCACUAACUCCCAGGGGACACCAAGACAAAAGCUGCUUUCUGUUAUAAACUGUUGGAGGCAAGAAAGUUUUUCCUCCUAAAAUCAAGAUUGGUGAAACUCAUCUCUUCAUGGCAUGCUGUGACUUGUGAUUGAAGAUAACCAGUGUCCUCUUCCUUGAACGGGAAAAUAAAGGGUAAGAGUCCCUGGAGAAACAGCAAUGAGUGUUAAUGAAGCCAGGAAUCUUUGGGGUCCAGGUUCCCUUGCUAAGGCACUGACUCUAGUACCGUGUUUAACCAGGAAUAUGGAUUUUCAGGAUUUAAGCUGCUCUUUCUAUUUCAAUGGAAUCAAUUUACGCUUCCUCAGCUGUUCUGCUGCUGACUUCUACUGCACCUCGGCAUGCAACCUCUUUCAGAUUCCCUGUCUGGAUGGCAAUGCUGGAAGAGAAUUCACCCCUUACUGGAGCGUGCUGAGCAGCUGCCACUGCACUGAUCUCUGCUUGGGGGAAGCUCGCUCCAGAAACCCCUCCCCUUGGGACUUGCAUCCUGACACUGCAAAAGGGUUUUGGUGAUGCUAGCUUUAAUAGCAAUACAUUUAUUAUAAGUAACUAGCAGGGCCCAGCUUCUUCUACAGCAGGGGUCAGCAGCCUUUCAGAAAUGCUGUGCCAAGUCUUCAUUUAUGCACUGUAAUUUAAGGUUUCGUGUGCCACGAAUACAUUUUAUAUUUACAGGGGCUGAUAGACGGAACCCCAGACUGGCAGUGGGCUGAGCGGGACGCUGGCUGGCAGGGGCCAGCAGACGGAACCCCAGACCGGCAGUGGGGUCGGCAGACGGAACCCCAGACCAGCAGCGAGCUGAGCGGCUCAGCCUGCUGCCGGUCUGGGGUUCUGUCCACAGGCCCCUGCCAGGUGGGGUCCCAGCUGCUGGCCCUGCUCAGCCCGCUGCCAGCCUGGGGUUCUGUCCAUCUAGGCCGGCUACGGGCUGAGCAGGGCCGGGACCAGGGGCUGGCAGCAGAGUGCCACUGUAAAUCAGCUCACAUGCCACCUUUGGCACGCAUGCCAUAGGUUGCCAACCCCUGUUCUACAGCAUCGAAACUUUCUGCAGUCUUUCCUAGUGCAGAAUUAUGCAGCCAAAUCAAAGCUUUCAUUUUUAAGUUUCUGGGUGUUAAUUAUGAAGAAAACAUUAAUCUGAACUGAAUGUAAAGUGGUGCGGUACUGUCUGCCUCAGUCUACAGACAGCCAAAGUAAUAGCUCUGAGUUAACACCUUAUUUAGCUCAGAUGGAUGUACACUCUGAAAUCUAAUGACAGCAGUUUAAAUGUCAUUGGUCAGUGAUGUGAAAGUUAAUCGGGAAGAAACUUCCAGCUAAACUGCUUGUUCUGCAAUCCCAAACUACCUUCCUUCCAGUUUCAUCCUACCCAGCUUCCUAAAGUGUCAGUUUCCUCUUGACAAUUGCUACAUCUUCAUUCUGGAGCUCUGCAGCACAGGGCAAACUGGGUGGCAGUGUAGAAUUAAAUAAGGAACACUAUGCUGAUUGUAUUAUUCAUAUUUAUAUUAAAUAACCUCAGUUAAUUCACCAAAUGCUGCUUCUGCCUCCCUGCCCCUGGAGUUCUGCAGAAUCCAUCUCUAGCUUGCUGCAGUGUUACAUGAGGGCCUUGUAGAAGUGCGGCGCACCUAUGACUCCCCUCAGUUUCAAUGAGUUUUGCAGGUAUACCCAUCCCCCAAGACCAGGGCAAGCUGUAGAAAGGUGGGAAGAAGCUGUCUGGGUGUUUGUCCUGGUUGUUACAAGACUUGCAAAACAGCCAACAGCAAAGAAAUGAAAAUGUCUCUGAACCAGAUCUACAAAUCCACUCCAACUGCAUCUGAAAUAGUUACUGUGUGACAUGUGAAUUUGGUUAAUAAAGUGUAUGGUUUUUAUCA